AUGCUUUCACUGCUCCUCCUUGCCGCGACGGCACCGAUAAUCGCAGGAAUCCGAGACGAAAUGCCAUCACCGGCACUGUGGAUGGAGCAUCACCGUCAUCAUGUCUACCAGAAGUAUUCCCAACCAAUACAUCCAUCGCCACUACUGAUUUCUCUGGAUCCGACAAGACCAUCACAUUCACGUAGAUCUCUGAUACCGGUACCUUUUGGCUUGACAGACAGAAGACCCACCUCGGCUUUUCUGUUGCUUCGUGGUGGUGGCUCUAAUACUCCCAAUAUCUACGACAGCGACGACGAGUACGAAUAUGACGAUGAAGAGGAUGAGAUUGACCUGGCACAAGAAGAUGAAGCAACCUCCAUGCACCAAAAACGUCGCGAUCUUCGCGACAAUCUCAACAAAGAGAGCCCCUAUGAUGACCGCGUUCCUCGAAGACCGGCUCCGUACAUUCCCAGGAAAAAGAAGAAAAAGAAAAAGAAUGCAUUUGUCGAACUGGCCAAGUCAUCACUAAACUUAUCCAAAAAGGCAGCCGUGACGACGGUCCAAACGUCUGGCAAGGCUGCCUAUUACCUGAUGCGUCCCAAGUCCAUAAGCGAGCGCGAAAUCUUGGGUGUAUGGAGGCUGGAUCAACAAGUGGGCAUGAAACAAUCCACAGCCAAUAUUGAACUCACAUCACGAGGGCAAGUCAUUAUCCGUAGUGGCGAUGAUGAGACCAUUAUUUGGAAAGCUCCCUUUUCUUUUGUUGCCCCGACUUGGCCACAAUCUUGUCGGGUGGAAUUUGAAGCCCGAGCCUUUCAACCUGCAGGGAGCAAGAAACCUCGGCUUUUCUUUUAUAAGGGAUACCUAGAGCGCAAAAUGGCGGAUUCGUCCGUCAUCAAGAUGUCAGGGAUACUUUAUGAAAUCGAACGACCCAAAUCCAUGUUUGGACGAAAAGA
Messenger RNA from Seminavis robusta, 932 nucleotides. NCBI's taxonomy places the organism in Eukaryota, Bacillariophyta, Bacillariophyceae, Naviculales, Naviculaceae. The record is from the annotation of a GenBank genome assembly.